Molecule: messenger RNA, 1680 nt
Organism: Rotaria socialis
Lineage: Eukaryota; Metazoa; Rotifera; Eurotatoria; Philodinida; Philodinidae
Source: the annotation of a GenBank genome assembly
AUGACAAGUAUUUGGUAUAAAAUCAUAUUUUCCUUAAUCUAUUCUUCUAAUAUUGUAUCAUGUUUAUUAAAUAAUUCAAUAUUUCUUAAUUUUGUUCAUGACAAUGUUCAUAAUUAUUCGACAGUAAAUCAAUUAUAUCGGAAUAUUUUACAAGAUGUUAAAAACCAUCGAUCUGUUGAUACGGUUUAUUCACCAAUCAAUGUAACAAAAAUUCGAACAAACGAUUAUGACGAAGACUAUUUAAGAAAUUCAUGUUAUGAGUCAGGAGCUGAUUUACUGUAUGCUCAUGGUUUUAACAAAAGCAAUGCUAAAUUAUCUAUUCAUGAUGUUCAAUCUCUUCUGCCAGCUAUUCUAUACAGCAUUGAAAAUCCAGGAUGUGAAAGAAAAUCUCUUCAAUCAAAAUCAAAUUCAUUUUUUGAUGUAUGGAUAUUGGGUUUAAUACUUGUUAUAAGCAUCAAGUUAAUUCAUAUAUUCAUAUUUUUUAUUGCUGGUGAUCAUUGUUUAUCGUUAACAUCCGUGGGAGUAUCAAAGAGCAUAUAUGAUGCACACGAUACAGGAGAUGCAGCAACUAAUGUUCGUCAUCCAUCAUUAAAAUAUCGUCUCUGGUUAGGUCUUGGUUUUAAUGCAUUUACAUGUGGUAUUAUGCUUGGAACAAUUAUUUAUCAUUUAAUUCCGCAUAUUUAUGAAAUACCAAAUGAAGAUUUUGACUAUACUUAUCUUCUUCGAGCGACUGUGGUAUUUUUUGGUGUUUAUCUGUUUUUUAUUGUCGAAAAACUACUUCGAUUUCGAUUUAAAAUCGACGAAAUAAACUCGAAUGAAACAGCUGAUGAUGCAAGUGAAUUACGAAAAUUAUCGGAUGCAUCAAUGAUUCAAAUGGCUAGAAUGCAUGGAACAUUACAUGCUACUGAAGAAAAUGGUCAGCCUCGUAGACAUUCGAGUGCACCGGCAAGAAUACCACUAAAUCCUGACAGUGAUGAUGAUGAAAUCAAUUCACAAUCAAAUCAAACUCCUCUUAAUAAUAAUAAUAAUAAUAAUAAGUCGGCAUCUCAUCAUCAUCAUCAUCAUUCCGAAAAUGAACUCCCUCAUCAAACACGCAAUCUCAUAGUAUAUCACAUAAUCAACGAUUUUUCCAAUGAUGUCAUCUACGGAUGUGUUUUAUCAACAGCCUUAGCACAUGAUCGUCUCAUUGGAUUGGUCUUGUCUCUUAUGGUUUUCAGCGAAGGAUUUCGACGUCAUUCACAGGCUAUUUCAUCAAUGGGCCGAAAACGUGGUCUUUUUUUUCUUCUUAUUUCAAUAUUUUUUCUUCUACUCGGCUAUUUAAUUGGUGGCAUUCUUGUGGAAUUUAAUCAACGAUUUGAUAAUAAUCUACGUUAUAUUCGUACGGAAUAUAUUUAUUCAAUUGUAUAUGGUGCACUCUUUUACACAGCUCUUGUAACCUUGAUUCCGGAGCUGAAUGAUUUUGGUCACCAUUUACAAAUAAUUCUCAAACAAACAAAUCAAACAUCAAAACAACGGCGUUUAAUAAAAACACUUAUUCUCAUAUGUCAAAAUCUUUUUCUUAUUAUCGGUGUUAUAAUUGCCUUAGUCUUAGCAUCAGUUUGGCGUUAUUAUCAUCGUAUACGCAUUUAUGAUUAUGUCUGUAAUCGAGAUUCGUCUCGAGCAUUUUGCCAUCAUCAGUAA